Molecule: messenger RNA, 1707 nt
Organism: Wallemia ichthyophaga EXF-994
Lineage: Eukaryota; Fungi; Basidiomycota; Wallemiomycetes; Wallemiales; Wallemiaceae
Product: Heat shock factor protein
Exons: 2
Coding region: 1-1707 (568 amino acids)
Biological process (GO): regulation of DNA-templated transcription
Molecular function (GO): sequence-specific DNA binding; DNA-binding transcription factor activity
Source: RefSeq, a predicted model, not a curated record
AUGGGGGAUAGAAAUAUUGCUCGAGCGUUAAAGAUACCACCAUUUAUAAACAAGUUGUAUUCAAUCGUCAACGACAGCGACACAGAUAGAUACAUACACUGGUCGGACUCCGGGGACACGUUUUUUGUACCGAAUCCUGAGGCACUCGCACGCGAAGUACUUCCCCGCUAUUUCAAGCACUCCAAUUACUCCUCCUUCGUCCGUCAGUUAAACAUGUACGGAUUCAACAAAGUGCCGCACCUUCACCAGGGUGUUCUCCACGAUGGUGGUAGUUCUGAGCUUUGGGAAUUCACCAACGAAAAUUUCCAGCGCGACAAACCCGAUCUGCUGGUAGAUGUCCAUCGCAAGGUAUCCACAGCGACGGAGAAGAAGGCUGGAGUGAAAGGAGAGGGAGAGGCGUCGCAGCAGCUCACCAACUACAUUGAACCAGCACCCACGAGUAAUGGAACGCAGGACGCUCAGAUUGAUGUCGGCACGGUCGUUGCUGGAUUCACGCAGAUACAGAAACAACAGGCUUAUAUCAGCACCAGCUUGCUCACUCUCCAGCAAUCGAAUCAGCGGCUGUGGCAGGAGGCGGCAGCUGCGCGGGAGCGUCACAGACAGCAUGAGGAGACUAUCAAAAAGCUCCUGCAAUUCGUUAGCUCCGUUUAUGGUGGGGAUGUGGCUGGUGUUAACGCUGCCAGUGCCGCUGCUUCUGCUGGCGCUAAUGCUCCCGCUCACCCUUACGAUAAUGACCAGCCGGGGAAUCAGGUGGCGCUGGUACCCAAAAAACGGCAGCUUAUGCUCAACAAUCUUGCGGAGGGUGGCGAGUUGAAUCCAGCAUAUGAUUUCGGCGGUGGCGAUAGUAAUGCGUAUGAACAACAUCAGAAUCACAAUGCUCACGAGGACAUCUCUCGCUUCACCCACAUCAGUCCAGAGAGCCAAAGCAGCGCGGCGGGAAACACACCUGGAUCUGAGUAUGUGGAGAGCAGUACUAGUACCAACAAUGGCAAUAAUAAUAAUAACAAUAACAGAAAUACGUCGACGAACAACGGCAACCAAAGCACUAAAAAAUCUCCACAUCUCACUAUCCCAGAACUGAGCAGCGCCAGCACGCAAGCGUUCGAUAAUUCCAAAGCACUCAUCUCACCAGGCCAGCUAGAUAUUGCGCAAUUUGCGAGUCUACUAUCGCCGCGCACAACGCAGAGGUUGGUCGGAGGGGGAGGGAGUAAUAAUACCAACGGCCAUAACAACACGCAUAACAACGCAUCUGACUAUCUAAAUUUCAACGCAAUCAAUAAUCCGAGUGAAGGAGUGCAGAUGAAUGAGAACCAGAUGGGCGCACAGCGAAGUCAGCUGAAUGAACUUUCGUAUGAUUUAGAUGCAUUGCAGCAAUCGAUUAACACGGUGGUGAAUAAUAUGGGUCUCAACCCGACACAGGCAAGUGAAAUAUUGCAGGCUUCGCAGUCGCAGCAUAAUGAUCAUCAGGCGAUGGCUGAGCUGUUUAAGGGGUAUGAUUCAGAUCUCGAUAGUUUGCUCAGAGGGAUGGGUGAGGGUGGUGAGGCGAGUACAAGUGCAAAUGUGAAUGCAAACUCAGACGCAAACACAAACACUAACUCAACCUCAAACACAAAUGCUCAAACUACAUCCCACAUACACUCACCAUCACCAUUCAAUUUCGUCGAAGAAGCAGAAGAUGCAAAGCCUAGUAAAAAGACGCGCUAUUGA